This is a messenger RNA of Thalassophryne amazonica, 1217 nucleotides long. RefSeq names its product beta-2-glycoprotein 1-like. Lineage: Eukaryota; Metazoa; Chordata; Actinopteri; Batrachoidiformes; Batrachoididae. The transcript is spliced from 8 exons. The record is from RefSeq and is a predicted model, not a curated record. The coding region runs from base 61 to 1119 and encodes 352 amino acids.
GCAGACUCAGUGUUUUAGCCAGAGAAUACCCAAUAGGAGCAUCUGCACAUCUCCACAAAAAUGGAGACCAUUCUGCCUGUUCUGUUUCUGUGUCCAUUUCUACUUUUGACCACGGUGAUAUCAGAGCACGACAAAGAAUGUGGUCGGCCUGAGCUGCCUGCCAACGUUCAAGUGGAAGGGCUCCAUAAAUACUUUAGCCCCGGUUCUGAAUUAGUGCUGUCUUGUAAACCUGGAUACAGACGUCUAUUUGGGCCGCACAAGAUUGUCUGUUCUGUCAGCGGACAGUGGACAAAAACAAGGAUGAUGUGCACACGUAGGUGGUGUCCCUUUCCUGAUGAAUUGCUGCAUGGAGACGUGUAUUAUGAAGACGUUUUCUACCAGUGUACUGUCAACUAUACCUGCCACGAAGGGUACGUCAUGAUUGGAUCUAGUACUGCCGAGUGCUUAGCCAAUGGAACAUGGAGUGCCGCGGUACCAGAGUGCAAGCCUGUGACCUGUGGUCUUCCCGAAAUCCCAGAGUUUGGAAUGAUAAUUUACAACAAGCAGAUCAAAGGGAACAUCACUGAUUUUGGUGUUACUGGUACAUAUGAGUGUCAUCCUCCGUAUGUGGUCAUUGGCAAUGCAAGAGCAGAGUGUACUCAAGAUGGCACCUGGACCAAGCCACCAAAAUGUCAAGUGGUGACGUGCCCUCCACCAGAGAAUAUUGAUCACGGUUACAUAUCAAGCAAUCACCAGAGAGAAUAUGAUUACAUGGAAAAAGUCAGUUAUGGUUGCCAUGGAGACUAUGUACUUGAAGGAAUCCUGCACACUGUUUGCCAGAAGAAUGGAAACUGGUCUGAAAAGCCAUCUUGCAAAGCUCCUUGCAGUGUUGGUAUACACAGAGGAAGGAUAUUAUACAAAGGACAAAGACUCUGGAUUAAAGAACUGAACCCUAACAAAGUCUUACACAAAGAUUUAGUCUCAGUCUACUGCUUGGACACAUCCAGGCACUGUGGAUAUGCAGUGCCUACCCAGUGCAUUGAUGGAAAUCUCAAAAUCCCACCAUGCUUUGAAGAGCCCAGUGAUUUUACAUAUAAAUUUCACUCAAGCUUGCUUCCAUCUGAAAUUGAACAGUGCUGAAAAAUUCCUUUUUUGAUCAUCAAUAAACUUGUAUGAAAUGCAUGCUCGUGUCUUCUACUCUCAGAUAUGAAAUGGCAAACUCCAGCAGGUUUAUUUUU